CCUCGGAAAUCCCUAAACAGUUUGUGCUUUAAACACGGGACACGAAGACAUCGCCUCAGCCCUCGAUAUCGUCUCCUGCACGCUGACCGGGGAACAAGAACAAAAAGAACCAAUCACUUUUUUUUUUGAGGACUUUGCAACAGCAACAACAACAAAAAAAAAGGAAACCUGCAAUAAGAGCAAAAAUGAUUUUCGACAAGUUGAAAAAGUUCGCCAUCGUCUUCGACUCCUCGGAGGUGGACUGUCCUCCUGUGUUCAGCAGCGGGGACGUGGUGUCCGGACGGGUGGUGCUGGAGCUGGCCAGGGAGAGUCAGGUGGACUCCCUGAAGCUCCACGCGGAGGGGUUCGCGAAGGUGCACUGGACCGAGUCCCGGUCCGCCGGCUCCAGCACCGCGUACACCCAAAAUUACAGCGACGAAGUGGAGUACCUGAACCGCAGAGAGGUGCUGCUGCAGGCAGAUAAUGGUGAAGUGACGGUCCUCCCUGCUGGCAGACAUGAGUUUCCGUUCAGCUUCCAGCUGCCAGAAGAGACUCUGGUCACCUCCUUCGAGGGGAAGCAUGGCAGCAUCCGUUACUGGGUCAAAGUUAAGCUGCACAGGCCGUGGGCCACCGUCAAGAAAAUCAAGAAGGAGUUUACAGUCAUCGAACCCAUCGACAUCAACACACCAGCCUUACUGGCGCCGCAGGCCGGUACGAAGGAUAAGAUGGCGCGGGCGUGGUACCGCAACUUCGGACAGGUUUCUGUAACCGCAAAGAUUGACCGCAAAGGCUACACACCAGGUGAGGUGAUACCCGUCUUUGCAGAGUUUGACAACUCUACCUCCAGAACGAUUGUGCCCAAAGCCUACAUCACUCAGACACAGACGUUCAUCGCCCGCGGCACCAUGAAGCAGAAGCGCUCGGUGGUGGCCACGCUGUCCGGUGACACCGUGGGCGCCAAAUGUCGCGAGACCUGGCACGGCCGCGCCAUCAAGAUCCCACCCGUGGGUCCGUCCAUACUGCAGUGCCGCAUUAUCAAAGUGGAGUACAUGCUCAAGGUUUGUGUCGAUGUUCCUGGGACGUCCAAGAUGUGCCUGGAGCUGCCGCUGGUCAUAGGCACCAUUCCCCUCCAUCCCUUCGGGAGCCGCACCUCCAGCGUCAGCAGCCAGUACAGCGUCAACCUGGAGUGGCUGCGCAUGGCCAUCCCUGAGCAGCCUGAGCCUCCUCCAGAUUACAGCUCCGUGGUGACGGAGGAGGAGGCCGAGCAGCGCAACAACGCAGUGGUCCAACAGCCGGCCGAGGACCUGAGUGGGAUCCUGGAGCGACCCCUCAUGGCUUUUGUCCAAGAGUUUCGCUUCAGACCUCCGCCGGUGUACAGCGAGAUUGACCCCAACCCUCAGCCCAUCAACAUGAGACCUCGCUGCAUGACGUGUUGAACCAUGAGCCCUGCCUGAGCGUUGAGCAGAUUAGUUAUCGAAACAAAUGAGAUUUGUCUUCUCCUGGAUUGCUUCUCUCUGGUAAAUGGUCCCAACCAGUGUGGAUAUGGAGUGGAAUGCCACACGGAGAGAGCGAGAAGGGUCCGGAGACGGGAGUCCUCAGGAACCGGACGUUGCUGGAGGAGCUGCCUUAUCCAGUAAAGUGCCUGAUCUUGUCGAGAGGAAAAGCAACUUCUCUGCAUCAGUUCCCGUCCUCCCCAAGUGAUUUUUUAGCUCGCUGUGAGCGAGCCGCAAAUACCUCCCAAUCAAAGAUCCCCUCCUGUGAAGAUUUUGUUGGAGUUUUGGGCGUGUUGUGGGGGGGUUUAAGGUGGUGUAAAAUCACUUGAUAUUCAUCAGGUGCAGAGAUGAAGUUGUACAUGGUGUUCAAAUGUUUGACAAAAAGCAUUCUUGUUCAGUCGACAUGUUUGGAAACAAGUCGUCUUUUGAGAGAGAAGUGCAGUUAUUGUUGAUGUGCCAACAACUUCUCUAUGCCUGGUAACCGAGUUAACAACUUGCAGUUUAUUGCUAUGCAUUGUGUGACUCGACAACAGUGUGCCUGUGAUUUAUCCCUACUGUUACUUAAGCACAUACCGCAUCCGUAGGUGUGAUGGUGAAGCAGACAAGUCGGAUAAGGAGAUGUAUUUUUAUGCAUGCAGGUAGUAAUAUGUAAAAGGGAAAAUGUGUAUGCCUUAAUUAUCUGCAGUUGAAGAUUGCAUGAGAGUUUCAGGGAGUCGUUCUCUCAGAGAGCUGGAUAGAGCUGAAUGUACUCUGGAAAACCAAGAACAAAAAAAAAAUAAUGGUGGGAUAGUACGUGGACGAAUUCCAAAAGCAGUGUUGUGUUAAUGCAAGGCUCAUGGCGCUGAAGCGUGAAGAUAAAAUACGACGCCUCGCCUGUAAAACGUCUCAUUUCUCAGCUCGACGCAGCUGCUGAACAAAAGGAAGACGACUGAGAGACCUCAGAGGAGAGAGUGGAGCGAAACGUUUUAACGGGUGCCCCCGUCGGUGCUGUCGUGGGCCGAGCCUUGACGUCGGAGAUGACGCUGAUAUGUACAUUCCAAAAACUGACUCGAGGAUUUGUUUUCUCCUCAACUUCCAAAAAGAAAAAAGAAAAAGAAAAAAAAAAAACAGACUGUCAAGAGAAGUCUUCAGGGUCAGCUAGAGCAACUUCAGUGGCGCGCACUGAAAACAAAGAAUGUAUUUUUAUACAAAUGUACUGUUGAUUCAGGAUCUUGCCAAAGUUUUGUAAUUGUUUUUUGGUUUUCUAAUAAAAAAAAAAAUAAAUAAA
This is a messenger RNA of Mugil cephalus (flathead mullet), 2739 nucleotides long. RefSeq names its product arrestin domain containing 2 (gene arrdc2). The transcript is spliced from 7 exons. NCBI's taxonomy places the organism in Eukaryota, Metazoa, Chordata, Actinopteri, Mugiliformes, Mugilidae. The record is from RefSeq and is a predicted model, not a curated record. Gene Ontology annotation, cellular component: plasma membrane; cytoplasm. The coding region runs from base 186 to 1415 and encodes 409 amino acids. Gene Ontology annotation, biological process: protein transport.